UCCUCUAUUUCCCACUUUUAUUUUGUAUUUAUUAUUAUUGUGUUUAUUAUUAUUUCUGUUUUUGCUACAAUCACUAUAAUUCUAUAUUACUCGUGCUGCUACUACAGUUGAUUUACGCGAAUUUUAAUAAGCAAUUAAGCAAAAUAUAAACAGCUGAUUCGUCAUGAAGCGAUUUCAGCGUCGUGCUCGCGGUGUUUGCUGUUUUGUUCUGUAUUUUUUAUGUAGUUUUCUCAGUAGUUGUAUUAUGAUUUUACUUUUUGCACUUGUUCCGAGUCUAAAGCAUAACUUCGAGCAGAACAUCUUCAGUUAGCGUGAGUUUAGUGUGGAUUUCUACUCGCAUGGAACUGGUUGCAAAACAAGCGCGCGACGCAGCGUAAAAAGCGAAAAGGAUAAACGCUUAGAACAAAACAGUGAAUUAAAUGCUAUUAUAAGAAACUUGUGGCAAUAAAAAUUAUUUAAAUGUUUGUGGUUUGAAAAGUUGUGUUGAAUAUAUAUAUAUACUUAAAAGAAUCAGUGGUUGUGUUGAAGCCAGUAUAAAUUAUUGCUAAUUAUUAACGUUUCAUUACAAUAGAAGCUAGAGUUAGAACAGUGUUUAUCUUUUUGCUUAAAAGGCGAAACACAAUUGCCAGACAAAGACUAAAUAAAUAAAUUGUCUGCACUGAAUUCAACCUUCAAAAGCAGCAAGAAUGCUUCCUGCUACCUCAACAUUAUGUGGAAUAUUCUCGAUACUGAUUGCUGGUUCGCCAAUAUUCUACAGCGCUGCGCCGCGUGGUGUCUGCUCCAAUUGCUGUGCGAUACGUGAACGUAAGGAUAUUAAAUUUUUACUCUAUACAAACAAAAAUCCGCAAAAUCCACAAAAUCUCUACCUGUCGGAUGAGCGUCGCUUGUCCGAAAGUAAUUUCGAUUUACAACAGCCAUUGGCCUUCUAUAUACAUGGCUUCUCGGAGUCGGCCACCGGCGACAGUCAGAGCAGUCAACAGUUAAAAGACGCCUUUUUGAAAGCGGGCAAUUACAAUGUCAUCCUCGUCGAUUGGAGUCCCAUGACAGUGAUGCCUUGGUACACGAACGCUGUUGAAAAUCUGCCGGUGGCGGCGCGUUUCAUCGCACGUUUUUUGCGUUUUCUCGUCGCUAACGGCUAUCAAACGCGGCUCAUUCAUUUGAUUGGUUUCAGUUUAGGCGCCGAGGUGGCGGGCUUUGUCGGCAAACAGCUGCUGGAAUGGGGCGUCGUAUUGCCAAGGAUAACCGGUCUUGAUCCACCAUUACCACUCUUCGAACCAAAUAGCGGCAAUCGCCAUUUAACCCACACUGAUGCGCGUUUUGUCGAUGUUAUACACACGGACGGUGGUAUACUCGGCAAUCCGGAAGCUAUGGGUCAUGCAGACUUUUAUCCCAACGGCGGUAGAGCAUUACAACCGGGUUGUGCCCGCCAAGAGAUAGCCAAUAAUCGCUGGUUGAACAUAAUUAUUGGUUGCAGUCACCAGCGCGCUUGGGAGUAUUUUGUUGAGUCCAUAAAUAAGCCAUACGCGUUCCCGGUGGACAAAUGUGAGCCCACAAAUGAAUUUGGUAGGUGCAAAGAAGGCAAUAGCGGGGCAUAUAUGGGCAUGGCAGCUGAUAGGAGACUGCGUGGUAAAUUUUUCUUGGACACCAAUGAUGCGCCACCCUUUGGACGUAAUGCCGAAGCGUUAGCCGCUACAUCCCACAGCACCACAAGUACCACAACAACGGCAACAAGAGUCGAGUUCUCGGCGUUGCCGCUGUUGCCAGCUGUCGAGAAAAUUAAUGGCACUCGAGGCUAUGACGGCAAUACCUUGAGGGAAACAAGGCAUACAAAAGCGGCGUCGACAAGAAUAUCAACAGUGGUGAAUGCGGCAACAACAAGAGUUACAAAAGCAACAGCCACAGCAACGAAAACGUCGACAAGCGAAAUAGCAACAACACAAAGGAGAGCAACAAGAGUUUAAAGAAAAUGCAACAACUACAAAUUCCACAACCCAAAAUAGAGGCAGCAUAAGCAGCUGCAUUAGUGUCCCUACCACCAGCCUGGAGCGGUGUGAACGGACGGUCGGCUUAGCGUUUGUAGGCGCGGCGCAGUAACGAUGUCCAAAGUGAUUUCGAAGAGAUUUGCUUUUAAUGCGCGCACAAAGCAGCGGCAAAAGACAACAGCUGAGUCUUCGCUGCGCUAAGCAGCUGAGCUGUGGGCGUAAAAUUGUUUCGCCUCACAGGUUGGUGUGUGUGUUGUGUGUUAGUCAAAGGGAUCCAUAGGACGUGGGAUAAAUAAGAAGUUUGUAGUGAAGUUGCUAUUGUAGCUGUAAUUGUUGCUACAUUAGAUGUAGUUGUAAGAUAAGAUCGCGCUUAGGGGUUUGGGCGUUGAUGCAGAAAAUAUAAAUUGCUGCGAUUUUCAGCGGCGCAGAAAAUAUUUAAGUUAACGCUUUUCAAUGUUGAUGCCAAAAUGUUGGAAAACUACUUUGUUGAGUUAGUAGAAUAUGAUGAAUGACGCUGACAGGCAGCGAUUGUGCAGCGAGGAGAACGAAAAGCAGCCAGAACUCAGGGCAGCAGGGAUGAAGCUUUGAAAAAUAAAGUUUUAAGCUUUAAGACGUAGCUGGAUGUAAGCGAAAGUUAGUUUAGUGAUUAUAUGGUACAUAUGUAGCUGUAUUCAGAUAUCUUGCUUUUAAAUUUAUAAUUAACGGUAUUUUAGUUUUAAGUGCAAUUCCACCAAAAAUGCAUUCCAAAAAUUUUGUACAAAAUUAUUGGUGGUAAUGGGGAUUUAGAACUCAAAUAGUCAUAUAAAAUGUUUGUAGUAGUUAGAAAACCGUAAAUUUUGAACUCAUAUA
This is a messenger RNA of Bactrocera dorsalis (oriental fruit fly), 2831 nucleotides long. RefSeq names its product inactive pancreatic lipase-related protein 1. The transcript is spliced from 8 exons. Gene Ontology annotation, biological process: lipid metabolic process. The record is from RefSeq and is a predicted model, not a curated record. Lineage: Eukaryota; Metazoa; Arthropoda; Insecta; Diptera; Tephritidae. The coding region runs from base 687 to 1961 and encodes 424 amino acids. Gene Ontology annotation, molecular function: lipase activity.